Messenger RNA from Bactrocera neohumeralis, 1107 nucleotides. RefSeq names its product tigger transposable element-derived protein 4-like. Gene Ontology annotation, molecular function: DNA binding. The record is from RefSeq and is a predicted model, not a curated record. NCBI's taxonomy places the organism in Eukaryota, Metazoa, Arthropoda, Insecta, Diptera, Tephritidae. Gene Ontology annotation, cellular component: nucleus. Bases 1 to 1107 code for a protein of 368 amino acids. The transcript has a single exon.
AUGAGAAACAGAGGAAUACCUGUCAGCGGCCCUAUGCUACAGGAAAAGGCAAAUGGUUUUGCCGCGCGUUUUGGUAUUCUCGACUUCAAUUGUUCUGCAAGCUGGAUCAGUCGUUUUAAAGUUCGACAUAACAUUGUGGCGGGAAAAAUUGUCGGUGAAUCUUCGUCUGUUGAUCAAAAUUCAACAACAAACUGGUUGAUAACUGUGUGGCCGAAUUUACGAAGACAAUUUUCUGAUGAUGAGAUAUUUAAUGCUGAUGAAACUGGACUUUUUUAUAAAUUAAUGCCGGAUAAAACUUUAAAAUUUAAAGGUGAAAAUUGUAGUGGAGGUGAGUUGUCGAAAGAUAGAAUAACUGUCAUGGUAGCAGCUAAUAUGAGUGGCACAGAGAAAAAGAAAUUGCUCAUUAUUGGAAAGUCACAAAAACCAAGAUGUUUUACAAGUGUCAAAUCAUUACCUGUCGAUUAUGCUAACAAUUGUAAAGCUUGGAUGACGUCAGAACUUUUUGAAAAAUGGCUUCGUGAUUGGGAUCGUGAUUUGGUGAAGAAGAAGAAAAAGAUUCUAUUGCUGGUUGAUAAUUGCCCAGCGCAUCCAAAUGUUACUGAUUUAAAGUCUAUAACACUUGCUUUCCUUCCGCCGAAUACAACAUCAGUACUACAGCCAUUGGAUCAGGGAAUAAUACGAUCACUCAAAACGAAUUUUAGGAAGAACCUUGUGCUCAAAAUGAUUAACUGUCUUGAUGCUAAUGAAAACAACUCUUCUACAAAAAUAACGGUGCUAGAUGCAAUUCUGAUGGUUAAUGAUGCCUGGAAUAAAAUGUCACAAAGUACCAUUCGUAACUGUUUCAAACAUGCAGGAUUCAUUGAAAGCCACGACGGUUUACCUAUUCAAAUAUCAGAACAUGAAUUCGAUGAAGAAGAUGACAUUCCUUUAUCUUUGUGGUCACGAAACCUAAAUUCAGAUUCUUUAGCAGCACCGGAAAUGUGGGAAGAUUAUGUUGACGUCGAUAGCGCUCUCCUCACAUCCGAAGAACCCACCGAUGAAAAUAUCGUACAGAACAUUAAGAAACAACUCGAAAGUGAUGGGGAAGAAACAACUCGAAAGCAUUAA